AUGCUGGCAGUUUGCAGGAGCCACAGUUUCAAAAUAAACUGUGAUAUGGAGCAACGCCUAGUCCUCCUUGUGAUCUUCUUCAUUUCUAUUCUUUAUGUGCCAUCCUCAUGUGCAGGAAAGUCCCGCUAUGGGAUUAUUGGAGGUGAUGAGGCAGAACCACAUUCACGGCCUUACAUGGCAUAUUUAGACAUUGGUCAGUACUCUUGUGGAGGCUCGCUCAUUGCUCCAAAUUGGGUGUUGUCUGCAGCCCACUGUUUUGGGGAAAUCACAGUUAUCCUUGGAGCCCAUGAUGUAUCUGAACCCGAAAGUAGUCAACAGAUCUUGGGUGUGAAGAACUAUUACGUUCACCCAGCGUAUGAUCCAGAAAUUGUAAAUAACGAUAUCAUGUUGUUAAAGCUCAUAUCCCCAGCCGAGAUAAAUCGCUAUGUGCAGACAAUUGAACUUCCAGUCAGUAACAGAGACCUUCCAAAGGACAUUCCCUGCAGUGUUGCUGGGUGGGGACUGAUUGACAAGAUCCAUUCUACUGACAAAUUAUUUGAAACCAACGUCACUAUUGUAAGCCGAAGAACGUGCCACCGUUUUUAUCAUGAUUUGACUGAUGGGAUGAUCUGCGCAGGGAGCGAUACAAAAAUCACAGACUCUAGUCAGGGGGACUCCGGAGGGCCUCUGAUUUGUAAAAGGGUACAGGAAGGUAUAGUGUCAUUUGGUUAUGAUCACCCCCCUGGUGUCUAUACAAGAGUUGGCAAGUACUUGGAUUGGAUCAAACAGACCAUGUCACAAAAUGAUGACCAAAAACUCUAAACAAUGCUGUUGUUUUCGUUUAACAAACUUCUGAUUGUUAUAGUAAUUAAAUAUGUAUGUGAACACACUCAUAUGUUAGCAUUAGUACUGAAAUGUAACAGGAGUCAUGAUUAAUGUUUGAUCAGAUAAUCGCAGGCAUGAUUAAUAAAAAAUUUAAGCAGCAUCAUAUGUUUACAUUAUAUAGCAUCAUAUGUUUACAUUAUAUAGCAUCAUAUGUUUAGAACCAAGCUUACUUUAACGGUAGUUUCAUAGUUGGUACGAUUGAAUAAAGACACCAGUCCAUCUAGUUCAAACUGUG
Molecule: messenger RNA, 1099 nt
Organism: Rana temporaria (common frog)
Lineage: Eukaryota; Metazoa; Chordata; Amphibia; Anura; Ranidae
Product: mast cell protease 1A-like
Exons: 5
Coding region: 1-801 (266 amino acids)
Biological process (GO): proteolysis
Molecular function (GO): serine-type endopeptidase activity
Source: RefSeq, a predicted model, not a curated record